This is a messenger RNA of Episyrphus balteatus (marmalade hoverfly), 1509 nucleotides long. RefSeq lists its product as uncharacterized. The transcript has 5 exons. The coding region runs from base 1 to 1488 and encodes 495 amino acids. The record is from RefSeq and is a predicted model, not a curated record. Lineage: Eukaryota; Metazoa; Arthropoda; Insecta; Diptera; Syrphidae.
AUGCGUCAUCCUCAUCGUCAUCACUCACAACAUACAAUAAAAUCGACCGGCUCGGUGUCGGUAUUACCAACAAAAAAAAGUUAUGCAACAAACGCAUUAAUACCGGAGACCGGACUUGCUAAUGGCCAACAUGUUUUCUUAAAAAAUAAUAAUAUUAAAGCCCUCGAACGUGGAAUUGUUGGAGAGUGCUUUUACUGCCUCAAACUAUCACAUCACAAUAUCAUGAUGAUGGGGUCGUCAUCGUCGUAUUGUAAUAAUGUGAAUGUAGUUGAACAAACUUUGACUUUGCACUUUGAAAAUAUGGUUCGGUUCGAAAUGGACCUAAGAAAUAAGUUUACGUUGGCAUUUGUGGUGGUAACUCUGUUUUCAUUGAUUGAUGGUGACGGAUUGCGGCUGCCAGAUCAACAAUCAAGUCCAAAUAUUCAUCCUCUACAACAAUUACACCAGCAACAACAACAACAACAACAAAUACCACAACAACAACAACCUCAAAACAUCAACAUAAACAAUAACAAUGGAGGAGGAGUUCCAAAUUUUGGUGAAGAACGUGGUAGACAAGGCAAAGGACUAUUGGAUUUAUUCGGAUUGGGAACUGGAGCUAAUGUCGAUCCUUACAUUGCCAAGACAAAUCAAAAUUGUUUAACUGGUGAUUUGUCGGAGUGUUUCAAAACACAAGCAUUGAAUAGUUUCGAUGAGAUAUUUGUUCGAGAAGCAUAUACACUUUCAGAUUUUGCUCGUGUUGUAAGGACACCAGAAUCACAACAAAGAUCACUUUUUAAUGAACCAUUUGAAUUUUCAUCAGAACCUAGAGAUAUUGAUAGCGAAUGGGAUCAAUUGGUUAAAUAUGCAUUGAGGAGGGCUGAAAGAUUCAUCAAGACAACCGCUUUGGAAGUUCAAUUGCCUGAAGAGAUAACCGAGGGUGGAAGGUAUCAGGCGCGUUUCAUUGGAGAUAUCGACAGUGAGCUUGAUGUCAUUGAAGACAAACAUGCCCCUCUUUUAAAUCGUAAAAAGUUGAAGAAACUUUUUAUUCCAUUGUUGUUGGUUUUGAAGAUUUUCAAAUUGAAACUUCUGCUUUUCCUGCCUUUCAUCUUGGGCAUUGCUGGACUUAAAAAAAUACUCGGAUUGGCUGCUAUUAUUUUGCCAGGACUUUUUGCUUACUUUAAAUUGUGCCGGCCUCAGGGUUUGGGCACCGGUGUUGGUGGAUUUGGUGGACUAUUCAAUCAGAAAAACAAUUUCCCAGAAUAUAGUCAACAAGGAAUUGGUUCGGCAAGCUAUCAUCAUCAUGAGCAUUUUGAUGGAGGCAAUGGCAACCCCUUCUAUCGGCAGGAACCAUCAUUUGCGAAGCCUUAUACAGAGUAUUAUAGUAAGAAUACCAACACAAAUGGUAUUAGUUUUGGAGAGCCAUCACAUCAGCAAGAUUUAGCGUAUCAGGGCUAUUCACAGCAAUAUGGUAGGAGUACGAACAAGGAUAUUAAGAGCACAAACUAAAGGAAUAAGUUGUUGAUUUUC